Molecule: messenger RNA, 6157 nt
Organism: Caenorhabditis auriculariae
Lineage: Eukaryota; Metazoa; Nematoda; Chromadorea; Rhabditida; Rhabditidae
Source: the annotation of a GenBank genome assembly
AUGGUGGAGGACCGUUUCGUCGGACGACAGAAUCUUGUUCCAGUCUUGACGGGUCCAGUUGAGAUGCUCCUUCGCCCACUUCACCCUGGCGACUCGAUUCUUUUCAGAAAUCAGCGGUUUCUUCACUGGACGUCUUCCCAUGAUUCCAGCAGCAUUCAGACGUUGUUUCACGGUCGAGACGGAUGGCGGAGAUGGCGAAUUCAAGCAAACUUCCCGUCUGAUCGCAGGGACGCUGAGUCUUGGAUCGGUUGCCUCUGUCACGCCGAACAUUCCUGCCAACGUCAUCAUGGUCAGUCCAUUUUGACGACCCACAACGAUGGCUCUUUUGUCGUUAUCAGUCAAAUCCUUUUUUCCAGAGGUUCUUCCCAUGUCUGAGAACAUGAAAAAAAACAUAUGGCAACAUUAUUACUUUUAAAAAAUUUAAUAGAAAUAAAUAAAAAUAAAAGCAUAAAAAAACAAAAAAAUUGAAUUCAAUAAAAAAUGCCUAAAACGCGUCACAGUGAUUGCGGACAUGUCUUUGUAUACCGUAUAUGUUUCAAAGUAUAUUUUUACAUAAUCCCUGAAAGUUAUAUAUAAAUCGGAUGAGUACUCGCUGAGAUAUCCUCAAAAAAACCAAAACUUAAUAGACUUUUUGAGCGGUACUGUAUAGGAAAAUGGGGAAUUUAAAGGAGCAUUGAGACGUUUCAAAUAAUAUUUUUGAAGCGACGUGCCAUUUUGAUUGUAAAUUUUAGGUCGUAAGCUUCUGCGCCCUUACCAAUUACAAAAAAAUGAAAUUUCCAAAAAAUUUCUGUAAAAAAUCUUUGCAAUGUCAUCUUUAAAGAUCUGAAAAGGUGCAUGAAAAAUAUUUUAGGCAGGGUGAUUUUUUUGAAAAUGUUAGCUUGAGUCUUUGAAGGUGCAUGGAGAACUUUCAAAAAGAUUUUUGGAACUAAGCGCCGUUUUGAUUGUGAAAUCUUGGCCAUAAGCUUGCGCACCUUAAUGCAUUCAAAAAAAAAUAGCCUAAAAAAGAGCUUCCAAGAUUUUUCUUCUUAAAAUCCUUGGAUAAUCCUUUUCAAGAAGCUAUAAAGUUGCUAAAAAAUAUGGAGAUUAUGGUUUCUUCAAAUGGAAAAAAAAAUUUUUUAAGAGGUAAUUUUUUUCAAAAAUUUUUUUAAAGAAAAAGAGCUUUGGAGAAGAUUUCGGAGAUUUUUUUGUUACUUGAAAAAGAUUUUUCUCUCUUUUUAAGAUAGUUUAGAGGCUUUCAAAACUUUGCGAAAAGGUGGAGAAAAUUGAGACUAGUUGAAAAUUUUGGCACUUUUUUUGGAGCUUGAGAGAUUUUUUUCAUCCUUUUUAAGGUAUUUUUAAAGAUUUUUCCGAACUUUACGAAAAAGUGUGAUAUAAGAAAUUUAAGGAAACUCUGAAUUUUUUUCAUCCUUUUAAGAAACUUGGAAGGUUUCCUGAACUUUGCGAAAUUUAAGGAAAAUUGAGAUUUGAGAAAACUUUCGUCUCUUUUUCGGUACUCGCAAGGGCAAAUUUUUGCAAUUUUUAAUUUCGCUUGGAAUUUUUCCUGUGAGAAAAGAAUUUUCAAUGAUCCCUUUUUCAGGGAUUGGAAAAGAGCAACAUUCGAAAGCAAAGAAGAUCUAUCCCUACAUUCUCUAGUCGAAUUUUUGAAAUCUGAACUGGCGGAAAUCGACGAGGAAUGGUGCGCUGGUUUGGACUAUUUCUACGAUCGUUUCCGAAAUGAAUCACCCCAGAAAGAUGUACUCUUCCCACUAAAUUUGCUGAAUAAAUACGAAUCUCUAGACAUCUCCCGAGAAAGCGGAGCCAUCGACGCCCGGAUCUGCGCCGAAAAAGAUGGGCAUGAACAGUUUCCUGCAGAUGCAGCGGAAUAUGAUGAAGGCCAAGAUGGAGAAUCCACAAAAAGCCGUGAAAAAUGACAUUUUCGAGCACGUUAUGGUUGGUUUUCGAUGUAAAGCUGUGUUUUUGGCCUAACUGGGAAAAUUUUUAGUGGCUUCUAUAGAGGCUCGCCAAGGACACUAAAGUGGCCACUAAACCCACAUCUUAAGUGCCCACUAUUUUCCGUUCUAAAGACCCCUAUAUAGGUCUCUAUUUAGUAGCCACUUCAGUAGUUUUUCAUCCAAUAUUCCUUCCAGUAACUCUGAUAACUUUAAAACAAACAGAUUGGACCAGUUAUGUUGAUCCAUUGACCCCUAAAGUGGCCACUAAAGUUUUUAAUGGUUUAAAAGUAGCACUUAGACCUCUAUAGUGGCCACUAAUUUUUAACCUCUCAAGCGGUCACUAAUUUGACUACUAUAGUGGCCACUAAAAAUUUUCCCAAAAAAUGUGUAUUUUAUUAUGAAUUUAUUUCGUUUCAGAGCUUCUUCAAAAGAAUCCUCACCCCCUGGCCUUCCGAUUGGCCCAAUGUCAUCGAUUGCGACUUUUCCAAGCUCGAUUCGGCUUGUGAGGUCGACCUGGAGCAAACCUUGCUCGCCGACAAGAAGUUUUCCCGGGAUCCAACAUCCAUUGCGUGGCGAUCCUUGUUGGAGCAGAACAAGUGGAAAAGCGUGUCGCUGGGCGACUGGGCCAAGGCGUUUGUUGAAGAUGUUGGUGUUCGAGGAGUUAGUUAUAGAGCUGAUUCACGGCUGGCUUGAGCCAACGAAAAAAAGGGCCCUGACACGAAGAAGUAAGAGAGAGUGCCUGGUUGGUGGAGAGCGCAGACAGGCCACGCCCCUUAGUGUCUUAAGCUAGCCGUAAAUCGACUAUAUAGUCUGUUCAGAUUUUGAAUGUCAAGUAGAAUGACGUCAUUUGCAAACGCUCUAUAGAUGGCUCGCUCUCUCAUUGGUUUCUCGUGCCUAUAGGGGCGGAGCUUGAGCGACGAAUUGACUAUCUGAAACUGAAUCUGAACAGACUAUAAAAGUCAUGGGGCUGACAAAGUUCAAGAAAAAAAAAAAUUUAGUCCGAAAUUCACGUUUUUUUUGUUGGAAAUGAUUGCGCGAAUUACGCAAAAUUGACAUUUCAUGAAAAAAAAAUCGGGUCUUACUGCGAAAUGGCGACUUUUACGCACGAAUUCAGGGUAAAAUGUACCCGAAUAAAUCCGAAAGUUAGAGCAUUUUGAGGCCCUAGCGUUUUCAAAUCAAUGAUGGACCUAAAAAAAAUUCUCCAAAUAAUUGCCUAUGAAGGAAAAAAAAACUUUUUCAGUUCGGAGCGGGCCAAAACGCACAUGGUGCGUUUUUCGCCGCAAUCAGCCACCUGGAACACAUGGGCCUGGUGAAGGCGAACAAUGACAAGAAAUCGACGUCCGUCACCGUUUUGUAUCAUCCCAGUGUGCAUGCCAAUUUGCUAUAACCCUUUUCUAAAUAUUAAUCACCUCCUAACUCUGAAAUUUUGAAUUCACCUUCCUACUGUAUGUAUUUUCGAUGUGUAUACGAUCGCGCGGCCGUCUGCCUGCACACUGCAGAAAGGUGAGCGAUGAGCGCAUGUUGAAAUUCUUACGGGUCUUUUUCAACUUUUUUCCGCGUUCUCGUGCUUUUCUUUGUUCAUAAAUAUGUGUAUUGUUCAAUAGAAAAGAUGUCGGGUGUUGACGAAAGCGAUUUUGAAAUUGUGAAUGGCGACAGAAAAUCGUCCUCCCAGUCGUCGACGUCGGACUUUGAGAAUCUCGUUGAGAAGCGCAGGGAUACGCCAAGCCCUGUCAAUGGUAAUUUUUGAAUUGAUCCUAGAAUUCGCGAGUGGAUAUUAUUAUUAUAUGGAAUUGAAUGUUAUAUUUCUCUUUUUUUUUUGGAAAAUUUCAUGUUUUUCACUCAUAAGCGCUCAGGUAAUCACGUGGAACUUACGAAAAAUGUAAAAUUGCUUUUGGGACUGUUAUAUUUCGCAAUAUUGUUUUAUAGUCCGUUUAAAACAGCUAGAAAUUUUUUUUUUAACUGCCAAAGUCAAAUUUAAGCUCUCUUAUCAUCUUUUUAUUAUCUUAUAUUAUUUUUCUCUUUGUAUCAAAAACGCGAAUUUCUGAAUUUUGAAGCGAUGAGCCUUUUUUCGUGUUUUUAGAGGUAUUACAAGGCUUCUGCGCCUUCAAACUUCCUGGGAAAAGUUUCAAAAUUCAAUAUCACACUCAUUCGACUCAAAAUUUCCUAAUGCCGUGUUCAAAGUAAUUUCCGCGAAAUGCAAAAUGAUCUCUGACUCUCCAAAAUUUAGUGAUAUAUUCCUUUCUCUAACGGGUAUUUUGAAUUUCGCGGAAAUUACUUUGAACGCGGCAUAAAUUUGGUCCACGAACAUUUAAAUAUCUCAAAAAGCUGGACUAAAUAUCUCAAAAAAAGCUGGAUUAAAUAUCUCAAAAAGAUUCCAUGGGUUUUUGAGGACUAUAAACCAAGUUUUAUUAUAAACUGAUUUUACAGAGAAUUGGAGUAAAAUAGCAAAAUUUCAGAAUAGAACAACACUUGAUGCUCAAAAUCCUUUUAGAUUUCGUAAUAUUCUUUCUUAUUUUCAUAAAAUGAUCCAUUUUCAACAUUUAACUUAUUAAUUUCAGAACGGAAGAUCUCAACGUCUUCUGAAGCGGAUCCAGAAGUCGAGCAAAAUAAGGAAAAGCUAGUUGAGAAAGAGGAGAAAGAACAGACCGAGAAGAAUCUCAACGAGGUCGCAACUUUCCCAUCGCUCGAACGGGAUGCCGACAACGAAGAAGUUGUGGAGGAGAAAACGGCUGAAGAUAUCGUCGAGGACAUGUUGAACGCCCCGAUUAGACCCGAUCAGGUUUUGAAAAAAAAAAGUCGCUUCGAAAUGAAUUUUAUAAGUUUUAGGAGCAGUUCUACACGGCGGAUGACACUCGCCGCGCGAUUUCUAACCUCAUUUUUUACUCGGCCAUGAUGUUCGUCUUGCCGCUUUUGACCAUGUUCUCAAUGUAUCACUACGUUUUUAUUGGUUCGUUUUUGAGCUUUUCCGUCUAGGAAAUACUAUAAAGAGUAGGCGUAAGAAAUUUAACGGUAAGAAAAAGAUGAUACUUUCAAAAAUUUAGGGUGAAGUUUUAUGUAUCGAUUUUUUGCGUAACACAUGCUCGAAGAGUAGGAAAAGGAAAGAUCAAUAAAGUUUUUGAUCUUUUCCGCUUUUCUAAGCAAAAUUUUAAAAAGGGAAAGUCAGAAUCAUAACGUUUAGGAGUUGAUUACAAGCGGGUUGAUUUUCAAAAUUUUACUUUUUGCAUCGAUUUUUGCGUACUAGUUAGAGUCGAUUCGCGGCAGCUUGUCAUUUUUUUUUCGUUCCGUCAAAAAUACCGUGUACCAAAUUAAAUCAAAGUUGAUCAUCUUCGCUUUAAGACCAUUAUUGCUGUCUUUUCAGCAGUUUUGUAGAACAGAAGUUUGUAUUUACGGUAGCCUUUUACUUCCUGUUUUUAAAAAGGGACCGUCUUGCGCGGAAAGCAUGAAGGUGGGAAAAAAGAUAGAUGAAAAAAAAAAUACAUCAAUUUUUGUUCAGAGAAGAUUUUUCUAUGAAUCAUGAAUCAACUUGUGAAUUUUGAAAUGAAAUUUGGUAUGACAUUUUCAGAAUUUUUUAUUAAAAGAAAUACUUGAUUUCUAAUGCGUUUAAGGAAUUUAGCAGAAAGUGUAUAAUCGAGAAUUUUCAUUUUCAAACCUUUACUUUCAAGAUUCUCACAGGCCAAUGCGAUGUGUUCAAAGUAAUUUCGGUGAUUUUGAAAUUGACGGGUUUUUUGUAUAACUUAUUCGAAAAAUACGCGAAAUCAGAAUUUCGGGAGCCUUUAGAAAAAUUUGGUUGCAAGGCGAGAUAACGACUCUUAUGCGGGGAACUCAAAAACAAAAAAAAAAAAAUUAGGCAUUUUUAAAUUGGCGCCUAAAAGCCUAUUCUUGAGAUAUCGUUGUAGGGCCCAAUUUUUCUAACUGUUCUCGAUAUUUUGAUUUUGCGUAUUUCAUGAUAUCAAAAAUCGUAAUUUUCUCUAAAUAUGCUUGUAUUGUAAAGUAUUUCAAACAUUUAUAAAUCGUGUAGGACUGAUCAUUUUCCAUAAAAAGUUCAGUUUUAUGAGCUCAUUCUCUUUACAGACAUCUGCCAUUUGCCUCCAUCGGAAGCGAUGCUUUACGCCGGUCUGAGCGGCGCCGCCGUCGUUAUUCUCAUUGCUGCCUUGUUCGUCUACACGGCGUACAAAGAAGAGAAAGACGCCGAGAAAUUGGUCCUUUCCAGGAAGAAAGCGACUUGA